Molecule: messenger RNA, 1638 nt
Organism: Teleopsis dalmanni
Lineage: Eukaryota; Metazoa; Arthropoda; Insecta; Diptera; Diopsidae
Gene: Scr
Product: homeotic protein Sex combs reduced
Exons: 2
Coding region: 760-1638 (292 amino acids)
Biological process (GO): regulation of DNA-templated transcription
Molecular function (GO): DNA-binding transcription factor activity; DNA binding
Source: RefSeq, a predicted model, not a curated record
GCUCGCGUUUGUAGUUUGUUAACAACCAAUGAUUACUUUCAAUAAUUCGAACGCAUUUUAUAAACAAAACAAACAAUUUUCCAAAUUCAAUUCGAACAAAAACAACAAACAGCACAAAGUGUAAACCUUGUCAACGUUGUCAUUUAAACAAAAUUUAUGUGUUACAAAAUAACAAUUCAUGUUGUUUUGUUGUAAAUGCUUCUUUCACCUCCCGCUCUAGUCAGGCCCGCUGCGUACUGUGUUAGCGCUCAAUAGUCGUCAUCUGCUACGAACGUCGGCAUUUUAUCAGGCCUGAUCGCGCAUUCUAAAGUGAAAGAUAAACCAACGAAACUGACCUAAACUCACCUCAAAACUCAACUCAACUCGCUCUUUCCGUUGCUACCACCGGCGUAAGCGUCUGCUUUCAUUGCCAAGCGUUGGUCAUAACCUGCCGCUGCUGUCCAGCGUGUUUGAUUUAUUGCCUCCGAAACAUUUAAUUGCAUAUUAAAUAAAUUAUUUGCCCCAAAUCGCUUUAAUUGUGUUCAGAACCGAGGCGAGAAUGAAAAGAGUGAAGUUGUGUAUUUUAAUCAAAAAUUAAAAAAACUAAAAUUUUGUGAUUUAAAAACUACUCUAAAGCAAUUAAGAACGUGAAAGAAAUAAUUGAACAAAUGUGGAGGAGAAUGUUAUAACUGCAAUUGAUAAACUCCCCACUUACAUAUUCUAAUAUAAAUAGAAACAAGUUAGCAUUACGGUUUAGUAUCAAGAUUUAAUCAUUUAAAAAUGGAUCCUGAUUGUUUUGCAAUGUCGUCAUAUCAGUUUGUUAACUCGUUAGCAUCAUGUUAUCCGCAACAAAUGAAUGCCCAGCAAAAUCAUGGCGGCAACCCAAGUAGUAGUACAAACACAUCUGCUAACGGUGGUCCUGGCACUGGCGGUGGUGGCGGUUCGAGUGGUGCUCAGGGAAAUUCUGGUGCUGCCACACCUGGAAAUAAUGACUACUUUCCAGCUGCAGCCGCAUAUACACCAAACCUAUAUCCAAAUACGCCACAAGCUCACUAUGCCAACCAGUCAGCUUAUAGUUUAGGUGGUGCAAGCGGCGGAGCACAACCAAAUCCUGAUAUGGUUGACUACACACAAUUACAGCCGCAGCGUUUAUUACUACAGCAACAACAACAUGCACACGCGACGGCUCAACAUGCAGCUACGCAACAACACCCCCAACAACACCCGCAACAGCAACAACAGCAACAAACAAACAUAAGUUGUAAAUAUGCCAAUGAUCCUUCAACACCCACCGGUAAUAAUAAUAACAACACAGCUAAUAAUAAUAAUAAUCCAUCGCUUGCAAGUCCACAGGACUUAUCGACGAGGGAAAUAUCACCCAAACUGUCACCCAGUUCGGUGGUUGAAAGUGUGGCAAGAUCAUUGAAUAAGGGGGUACUUGGUGGUAGCCUAGCAGCAGCAGCUGCAAGUCUUAAUAAUAAUCAUAGCAACAAUGUAAACGUUCCAAUGCAUAGUCCUGUCGGCGGAGAAUCGGAUUCAGAAAGUGACAGCGGCAAUGAGGCUGGAAGUAGUCAAAAUAGUGGAAAUGGCAAAAAGAAUCCACCUCAAAUAUAUCCAUGGAUGAAGAGAGUACAUCUCGGACAAAGUAAGUACUCUUGA